AUGUUUCAGCCGAAAGCCACUCCAACGCAGUAUUACACGUGUCCUUCAAGACAACUGCAGCCGAUACGGUGUGCAGCAACAGCCACAACCAGCAGCAAGCUUGUGUUCACAAAAGUCGCUAAGGAAUCAGCAAACACAAAAGGGACAUCUGUUGCUGCCAUUUCUCGAUUUGGUUCUGGGCGUCUUGCUGGCGCAUUUUGCUUGGCCCUCCUUAGUACAAUGGCAGCUGAGGUCGCCGGGGAGAACUUCGACUACGUACAGAAGAAUAUCCAAGAGGUGCAGGCCAGAAUUGCAGCAAGCGCUGCCUCGGCCACUUCUGCCACAGACACAGAUGCUGGAAGCGCUCCAGCGGAGCCACCGACACUCCCGCUGCUAGUUGCCGUCAGCAAAACCUACCCACCAGCAGCGGUCAGCGCAGCAGCACUAGCAGGACAGCAACAUUUUGGGGAGAAUUAUGUAAAGGAGUUGAUCACCAAGGCCGCACAGGUGUCAACCAGAGUUCAUUGGCACCUCAUUGGUUCCCUGCAGACCAACAAGGUGCGGCAGCUACUUCAUGAAGUUCCUUCUCUCUACUCGGUUGACUCCGUCGAUAACCCUAGGCUGGCAAGCGUCCUGCAGCAAGAGGCCGCACCGAUCAAUAAAAAGCUCAGAGUAUUAGUCCAAGUAAACGCUGGUCUAGAACCCCAAAAGAGCGGUGUAACAGGACCCACUUGGCCCGACGCAGAGAUGGGUGCUCUCGCCCUUGCCACUUUCAUCGUUCAGGAAUGCCCGAACCUCCUUUUCAAAGGCUUUAUGACAGUCGCCCCCGUUGAUGAAGAGUCGGCUGUGGAGGCUUUUACCAGGAUGAAGCAGCUGAAAGCCAAAGCGACAGAAAACGAUAUAAUCAAGAACGCACUGGAAAGUAGGGCGAGAUGCUGGCGUAUGAGACCGAUGUCAGCAACUACCUGCAAGGGCGAGUCUCUGCAACUGAGCAUGGGAAUGUCGAGCGACAUGCACCUCGCAAUCCCUAGAGGCAGCACACAAGUUCGCGUGGGCACCGCGAUCUUCGGGCCGCGAAGAAGCAUCGUUCAUUAG
Molecule: messenger RNA, 1074 nt
Organism: Cyclospora cayetanensis
Lineage: Eukaryota; Apicomplexa; Conoidasida; Eucoccidiorida; Eimeriidae
Product: pyridoxal phosphate homeostasis protein
Exons: 5
Coding region: 1-1074 (357 amino acids)
Cellular component (GO): intracellular anatomical structure
Molecular function (GO): pyridoxal phosphate binding
Source: RefSeq, a predicted model, not a curated record